Molecule: messenger RNA, 702 nt
Organism: Colletotrichum phormii
Lineage: Eukaryota; Fungi; Ascomycota; Sordariomycetes; Glomerellales; Glomerellaceae
Product: eukaryotic translation initiation factor 3 subunit K
Exons: 2
Coding region: 1-702 (233 amino acids)
Biological process (GO): regulation of translational initiation
Cellular component (GO): cytoplasm; eukaryotic translation initiation factor 3 complex
Molecular function (GO): translation initiation factor activity; ribosome binding
Source: RefSeq, a predicted model, not a curated record
AUGUUGAACGGCGAAGAUCCGCCCGAGCGGCCCGACUACAUUGUCAACAUCAUCAAUGGCCUCGAGCGGUACAACCCCGAGGCUGUCGUCAACCUCGAGUCCUACAUGCAGGAGCAGUGCGAGCAGAAGUACUGCGACUGUAAUGCGAACCGGACACUCCUGAAGCUGUACCAGCUCAACCCCGACCGUCUCAAGGAUGAGGUCGUCACCAACAUCCUCGUCAAGGCCAUGACCCAGUUCCCCUCGCCGCAGUUCACCCUCGCCCUGCACCUCAUCAAUCCCUCCGUCAUCGCCCAGGGCGAGCUCCACGAGGCCGUCGCCAAGCUGCGCACCCUCAACAGCCAGCUCGAGGGCUCCCAGUACGCCCGCUUCUGGAACACCAUUGACGGCGACGACCUCUGCGCCGACCUGAUCGCCGACAUCUCGGGCUUCGAGGACCUCAUCCGCAGCAACAUUGCCAACUCGGUCGCCCAGGCCUUCCGCGAGGUCAGCCUGUCCCAGCUCGAGUCGUGGCUCGGCCUCGACGGCGACGCUACCGCAAAGUUCGUCACCGAGGUCGCCGGCUGGACCGUCGGCGACAACGGCGUCGUCACCAUCCCCAAGAACGCUGAGAACGAGGCCAAGAAGUCUGAGAUCAGGGAGGACGUCAACGUUGACAUGUUCUCGAGGAUUCUCCGGAGAUCAUGGGAGGAGACUGCGUAA